Molecule: messenger RNA, 1476 nt
Organism: Eimeria mitis
Lineage: Eukaryota; Apicomplexa; Conoidasida; Eucoccidiorida; Eimeriidae
Exons: 4
Coding region: 1-1476 (491 amino acids)
Source: RefSeq, a predicted model, not a curated record
AUGUUUGUGCAUACUCCAUGGCGCCCCAAGGUGAAGCUGGCAGUGGACCCCCUGAGGCCCCUGCAGCCCACGUCCCUCACCGCAGAAGCAGCAGCAGGAGCAGGGGAUAGUGCUGAACUUGUUUGCGCUGCAGCAGCAGCAGGAGUAGCAGCAGCAGCAGAAAUGCAAAAGGAUCUUGGCAGAAGGAAACCGGCGGUCAUCUGCGUAGCCGCAGCAGCAGCAGCAACAGCAACAGCAACAGCAGUAGCAGAGCAUAGGAACGUGCAGCAGCAUUCGCAUGUGCAGCAGCAGCAGCAGCAGCAACAGCAGCAGCAGCACCUCACCGAAGAUGAUGAAUUCCCUUUUGCUGCCAAUGCCUCCUGCUGGGGGCAGCCGCACCAUCACUUGGAAUUGCCUCCAUGGGGACAACAGCUGUUGCACCAGCACCAACAACCGUACCCGCAGCAGCAACAACAGCUGCAGCAACAGCACCAGCUGCAGCAGCAGCCUCAGCUGCAGCACCACCAGCUACAGCAGCACCAGCUGCAGCAUCACCAGCUGCAGCAGCACCAACUGCAGCAGCGCCAGCUGCAGCAGCAGCAGAUGGCAGCAGCAACGAAUGUUGCAGCAACUUCCUCUGCUGCGAGGCCGUACAGACGUGUGAGACAACAGCUGUUGCUGCGUUGCCCAGUGGGGCAGGGGCAACAGCAGCUGCUGCUGCAGCAGCUGCUGCCGCGAGAAUGCUCUCAUUCUCCGCCUCAGCAGCACGCUGCUGCGCGAGCAGCUAGUUCUGCUGCGGCUGCAAUUGCUAUGCAGCAUAGGAACGUGCAGCAGCAUUCGCAUGUGCAGCAGCAGCAGCAGCAGCAACAGCAGCAGCAGCACCUCACCGAAGAUGAUGAAUUCCCUUUUGCUGCCAAUGCCUCCUGCUGGGGGCAGCCGCACCAUCACUUGGAAUUGCCUCCAUGGGGACAACAGCUGUUGCACCAGCACCAACAACCGUACCCGCAGCAGCAACAACAGCUGCAGCAGCAGCCUCAGCUGCAGCAACAGCACCAGCUGCAGCAGCACCAGCUACAGCAGCAUCAGCUGCAGCAGCAUCAGCUGCAGCAGCAUCAGCUGCAGCAGCACCAGAUGCAGCAGCAUCACCUGCAGCAGCACCAGAUGCAGCAGCAUCACCUGCAGCAGCACCAGAUGCAGCAGCAUCACCUGCAGCAGCACCAGCUGCAGCAGCAUCACCUGCAGCAGCACCAGUUGCUAGCAUCAGCUGCAGCAGCAUCAGCUGCAGCAGCACCAGAUGCAGCAGCAUCACCUGCAGCAGCACCAGUUGCAUCCUCAAAAGCCCACGGAUGUAGAAUUGCGGCCACCAGGACAGAUAACAGUGUCUGGUUUGCAGUGGCAUCAACAGCAGCAGCAACAGCAGCAGAUUCAGCAGCAACAACUGCAGCAGAACCAGCAGGAACUGCAUUACUGGCAGUGGCAGGAAGAGGCUUCUCUUGA